This is a messenger RNA of Xyrauchen texanus (razorback sucker), 2957 nucleotides long. It is a transcript of the gene cenpi, whose product is annotated as centromere protein I. Lineage: Eukaryota; Metazoa; Chordata; Actinopteri; Cypriniformes; Catostomidae. The record is from RefSeq and is a predicted model, not a curated record. Gene Ontology annotation, cellular component: kinetochore. The transcript is spliced from 20 exons. The coding region runs from base 85 to 2280 and encodes 731 amino acids.
GUUUGGAUUUUGGUUUGAAUGGGCUUCUGCAGCGACCGAGAUAACACGCGAGAGACAAACAAAUAAUAUUAUGUAGCGACGACAAUGGCCGGUUUAUCUAACCUGACGGGGUUAGACUCUGAUUCGUCGGGAGAAAUAGACUCAUCCGUCUCCUCAGCGAGCAACAAGAGUUUGCGUUUGGCGGAAAAAGAAAAAAGGAAAGGCGAGGCGGAUCCUUUUAGCCUCGCGGUGAAAUAUCUUUCUCAGGUGGAAGCUGGCACAGUAGUCCGUGGGAAUGAUGAACUGGAGAGGAACAUGGUGGUUGUGGAGACAGUGGCCCUCAGUCACGGUCUGCAUCCAGAGGUUAUCACAAUGCUUCUUGACAUGGCUUUAAGCCUCAAUGCAGGUGCUGCAAACUGUACCCGAGUGCUUAAAUUUCUCAUACCUGCCACAUCGGUGCCACAGGAGGCUAUUGUGAGAGGGGUGUCAUGGCUGUGUGUAGGGAAAAUGCCAAUGAAUGCACAGGUUCUCUUUGUCCGCUGGGUACUCACUGUUUUUGACCUGAUUGAUUGCAAAGACAAUUUGAGAUCCAUUUAUGGCUUUAUUUUCAGCUUUGUGACUGAAGAAAAUCUGUGCCCUUUUAUUUGCCACUUGUUGUACCUUUUAACUAUGAGAGAGCAUGUUCACCCAUACAGAGUGAGGAAAUUACUGGAUGUGCAGGCCAAAAUGGGCAGACAACCUUUCCUCACUCAACUUCUAGCGCUUUACAAAGUAUUCCACCCAGACUUAGUGAUGCUCUCUCUUCCAUCGAGAGUGAGGACUGGCUUCAAGAAUCACAACUCCACCUGGAAAGUGGCUCUUAGUGCUGUACAGAGGAGAAACAAGGGUGCCGUGAUGGUUGACCAGAGCCUGAGUUUGGGUGUGAAAGAGAAACCAUCAUCCAGAAAGCGAAAACUGCAUCACCUGGAAAUACCUCCUCUGAGUUCAGCGUUCGACAACAAUUCCAACAGGAAAGUGUUCGGCCUGCAGGAGCUCCAUUCCAUUAAACAGUUACUGGAGAACAUUCACAAUAUAGAGCUGCCUGCCCAGAUGGGUUCUCUGCUGGGAUCAGCUCUGGCUCUGCAAUACCUGGACUGUGUACAGGAUGAGUCUGCCUUCCUACGACUUAACUUUUGGCUUGGACACUCAUUACAAGAGGAGUUUUUACUUUGUCCUGUGGAUGGGAAAUCUGACAACACUUCCGAAGCCUGUCGCUUCCUGAGCACCAUCCUCUCUUCACAGCAGUUCCUGCAGGAGGGAUUCUCCAGCACAGAGAGUUUCCUUUAUAAGUUCUUGAGUGUGUGGGAUGGCUGUCUACUCCGGCCACAGAUCCUGGAUCUUCUCAGUGACAUCCCGUUGAUGCCCAGCUUCUACAUGAAAAAGCUUCUUUUUGAGCCACUGAAGCAGCUCUAUUUUACCUCCACUGUGUUUUUCAAGUGUAGUGCCAUCGAGUGUCUGAACAGCAUGCUUGUAAAGUGGCUGACAUGGCAUUCUGUCAGCGCGGUGGAGGGCGGCUUGGACAUCAGCCUCAACAGCAACAGCACCAUGACUAUGACCUUAUCUGGGUUCAUGGACUCAGUCAUGGAGCUGGUGCGCUUUGUGGGAAUGCUGGCAUCUGAGGGACUUCGUCUGGAGAACUGCCAUGUUCUGCUCCUCAACCAGACACUUGCCUUCUAUGAGACGGUGUGUGACAUGUUUGUGAAGUACAGCUUGCCUCUGAUCAUCAUGCCUCCGGCUGGCAUUUUCUACCCAGCUCUCUUUGCUACAGACUCUAUCAGUGUGGAUCGGCUCGGCUACAUCAUGUGCAGGUAUCGGAAAAAUCUGACCUUGGCUAAGAAACAAGAGCAGCAGAGACAGCAAACAUUUCACAUAAGCAGAAACACAUACAAAGAGUUUAACCGGAAUCUUCAAGCCAUGGUGAAUUCCAUGUGGAAUUCCUUGUGGUGCAUUCCUGGCUCAGACAUCGAGAUCGACAAUGAUCUAAUUGCUCUAAGCAAAGUAUCAGAACCCUGGUGUCGUUUCGACCUCAUCCACCACCCAGCGCUUUUCAGCUACGCCAUUGAAUUUAAUCAGAAGUGUUGGCCAGAGAGGAAGGACGUGGAUCUUAGUUCCAUAAAGGCUGGAAAGUACUGGAACUGGUAUAUGGAGUUCCUCUUUAAUCAAGGCUUUGAUGGACUUAACGACUUUAUUCGGACCAACACUGGCCACAGCGGCUCCUCUUUCAGUAGUCAAGAUGACAGGCAGCCCACAAGCCAGCCUUAGUCCAGGUGUCAGGGGGCUACACAAAGGCCUUUCGAUUUCUCUCUUUCAAAAGACUUUGUAUAUAUUUUUAAUUGUAUUCAGUAAGAGGACAGAAAGGAAUCACCAGAAUAAUUGUAAAUACUUCAUUAUAUAGUUUGUUAAUGUGCUUUUUUUUACUCAUACAUACCAUUUAGCUGUUUUCAAGUCUAGUGUUGUGUAAAAAAAAAAAAAAACGUUUUGCCUUUUAUCACAGAAAACUGUUGUACUAAACUAAAACAAUGAUAUUUUUCAUACUUGCAGGGGGAGAAAAAAAAAAGAGAAAAUUAUGUUAAAAUCUUUGAGUCUCUUCAUAUCUAUAAUGCUUUAUAGCCAUCUAAAAUACAAUUCUCAUUAUUUAUAUUGAUUUGAAACUGCUCAAAGUAUAUCUUAACAGUCUGUGUAUCUCUGACUAGUCACACAUUAAAACAAAUCCUUUGUUCGCAAAUCCAGCACAUGAUGUAAAGCAGUCACUUGAAGGUGUUUGACAUUUCACGAUCAUCUGUGCAGUUAUUAGAUUUAAUGCUUUAAAAUAAACUUGUUUGGGCUGUAAUUGAAUGCCUGCUAGUCUUUGUAGACAUUUGACACAAAGUGUGCGUAGCAUUAUAUCUAGUCACUGAAAAAAAAAAAAAAAAGAUUUUUUUAAACAAGACUGACUGUAC